UUGAUCGGGUGCGGACGUGCCAACGCCGCCUGCCCUCCCCCUGUCGGCUGCCUUGACGCGAGUGGCGGCUCGCGCGGAGGCUCGCGAUGGGGAAGAAGUCGCGGGCGGUACCCGGCCGGAGGCCCAUCCUGCAGCUCUCCCCGCCGGGACCUCGGAGCGGCGCCUCUGGGCGAGACGCGGAGCCCGAAGCCGAGGUUGAGGUGGACGCGGUGCUUUCCGCCCCGGCUCCUACCCCGACCCCGACCCCGACUCCGGCUCCAGCUCCGGCCCUGGCCCCGGUCCCGGCCCCGGCUCCGGCUCCGGCUCCGGCUCCGGCACCGGCACCGGCACCGGUCCCAACCCCGGCUCCGGCUCCGGCCUCGGCUUCGGCUCCGGCUCCGGCCCCGGCACCAGCGGCGACCCCGGCCCUGACCCUUGCCCCGACGGCGGUAGCGACGGCGGCCACCGUGGCGACCUCCCUGGAGGACUCGCCCUCGGAAGAUGAGCAGGAAGUUGUUCCAGAAGCUCCUAAAGUUAUUGUUCAGAAUCCCCCCAAACCAGUCAUGCCAACGAGACCUACCAACGUUAAAGCAACAGGAGGCUUGUGUUUGCUUGGUGCCUAUGCAGACAGUGAUGAUGAUGAGGGUGAUACGCCUGAAAAACCAGCCUUGCCCAAGGAGGCGAAUGGAAGCCAGUCCACCGACAUUGACAGCACACUGGCCAACUUCCUAGCGGAGAUUGAUGCCAUAACAGCCCCCCAGCCUGUGUCUGCUGCUAGCACUUCUGCCCCUCCUCCAACUCCGCCUCGACCUGAGCCCAAGGAGUCUGGAACGGCGUCCGUCUCCUCUUCAUCUGCAAAUGGAACCGACUCAGGCCACGCCACAGGGUGGCAGUAUGACACCCAGUGCUCCUUGGCAGGAGUGGGGAUUGAGAUGGGAGACUGGCAAGAAGUCUGGGAUGAGAACACAGGCUGCUAUUACUAUUGGAACACACAGACAAAUGAAGUGACGUGGGAACUCCCACAGUACCUGGCUACCCAGGUGCAGGGGAUACAGCAUUACCAGCAGAGUUCUGUAGCAGGUGCUGAGACAAGUUUCCUGGUGCCAGCAGAUAUAUAUUCCAAAGAAAAGGCUCUUUCUGUUACCACUAAUAAGAGUGGGCCACUCUUGGUUAAGCGAGAAGUUAAAAAGGAGGUGAACGAGGGGAUCCAAGCCCUUUCAAACAGUGAAGAGGAGAAGAAAGGGGUGGCGGCUGCUCUGCUGGCCCCUUUGUUGCCUGAGGGUGUAAAAGAGGAAGAGGAAAGAUGGAGGAGAAAAGUGAUUUGUCAAGAAGUCGAUCCAAUGGCAGAGGUAAAGGAGAUGGUGACGGCAGAGGAAUUGCCAGGGACAAGAAGAACCCAAGAAACUAUGGGAGAAAACGUGGACGCCAACUCCCCAGAGGAUCUGUGUAGUGUUGUGCAGUCCGGAGAGAGUGAGGAGGAAGAAGAACAAGACACCCUUGAACUGGAGCUUGUAUUGGAAAGAAAAAAGGCAGAACUACGGGCAUUGGAGGAAGGAGAUGGUAGUGUGUCAGGGUCUAGUCCACGGUCUGAUAUCAGUCAAUCAGCAUCUCAAGAUGGAAUGCGUAGACUUAUGUCAAAAAGAGGGAAAUGGAAGAUGUUUAUCCGAGCUACCAGUCCAGAAUCUACUAGCCGGAGUUCUAGCAAAACUGGCCGUGAUACCCCAGAAAAUGGCGAAAUUGCGAUGAGCACUGAAAAUUCAGAGAAAAUAGAUGAGCAUUCUGACAAAGAGCCAGAGGCAGAAGAAUGUCCAGAAAAACUAAAGUCACAAAUGGGGCCAAAGCUGGAUGAAGAACAGGAUUUGAAAUUUCAGAUUGGAGAACUGGCAAAUACCCUGACCAGUAAACUGGAAUUCCUAGGAAUUAGCAGACAAUCCAUCUCCAAUUUUCAUGUGCUACUCUUACAGACUGAGACGCGGAUUGCAGACUGGCGAGAAGGAGCUCUCAAUGGAAACUACCUCAAACGAAAACUACAGGAUGCAGCAGAACAACUAAAACAGUAUGAAAUAAACGCCACUCCUAAAGGCUGGUCCUGCCACUGGGACAGGGAUCAUAGACGUUAUUUCUAUGUAAACGAACACUCGGGCGAGUCUCAGUGGGAGUUCCCAGAUGGUGAAGAAGAAGAAGAAGGAGAAGGGCAAGCCCAGGAAAAUAGAGCAGAGACUCUUCAUAAACAAAUCUUGAAAGAGAAAAGUGCUGCUGAUGCAAACUCUGGGGAAUCCACUGAGAAUUCCACAGGUUCUCUUUGUAAAGAGCCCUUUCCUGGCCAAGUCUCUUCUGCGUCGCUCGUGCCACUUACUCCGUUUUGGACCCUCCUUCAAUCCAGUGUUCCUGUGCUUCAGCCUCCAUUACCCUUAGAAAUGCCACCCCCGCCUCCCCCUCCCCCAGAGUCACCUCCUCCCCCCCCCCCACCUCCUCCUGGAGAGGAUGGUGAGAUUCAGGAGGUAGAGAUGGAGGAUGAAGAAAAUGAAGAGCCUCCUGCCCCAGGAACCGAAGAAGCUGCCCCCUUAAAGCCCUCUGUAGCAACUCCAGCUGUCAGCAGCCAGAGUUCAGUUGAUUCCAUCACCUCCAACUCUACUACUACCAGAGCAGUGAAGAGGAAAGCCUCAGACACAGCUGCUGGAGUGGCCCAAAGAUCAGCCACCAUUGGUGGCUCUCCAGUUCUCUAUAGCCAGCCAGCCAUAACUACAGGUCACCAAACUGUAAAUGUCAGCCAUCAACAAACCUCAGAUAUCGCCCAUCAAACAACAGGCACCAGUCACCAAGGCACAGGCGUGGGCCUACAGUCAAGUUAUCUGGGACUGGCAGCAUCUCCUGCUGUCAUGUCCUAUCCUGAGUGCCCCUUACCGUGAAUGACUGUUCCCACAUUACAGCCAGUCCCAUCUCGAAGCCUGCUGAGCACUGCUAGCGUCACAGAGCCUCCGCCUCCGCCUGCUCCCAAAAUGCCGCCACCUGAGAAGAGCAGGAAGGGGAAGAAGGACAAGGGGAAGAAGAGUAAAACAAAGAUGCCAUCUCUGGUAAAGAAGUGGCAGAGCAUCCAGCGGGAGUUAGAUGAAGAGGAGAAUUCCAGCUCCAGUGAUGAAGACAGGGAAUUGACAUCACAGAAGCGAAUCGAGGAAUGGAAACAGCAGCAGUUAGUCAGUGGCAUGGCUGAGAGAAAUGCUAACUUUGAGGCCCUUCCUGAGGAUUGGCGUGCUCGACUAAAGAGGAGAAAAACAGCUUCAAACACAUAAUUCAUUCGGGGCGUUUGUGUUUCAUUUUCAUGUACAGUUAAGAGUCUUACCACUUUUACUGUUGUCAAAUAAACUGUAAAUGUUUUGGGAGAGAGCUUUGAAUUUCCUGUUGGUGAAAGAACACGUGGAAAACCAAGUUUUCCCUCCCUUCUGAGGAUUGGAAUCUUAACAGCUGAAGUUAAAGGGCCAGGCCCUUGGACUUCCUCUGCCGCCUUGGCCGUGUGUGUACACUCACGCAUCAAUUUGAUGCUAAGGCUGAGGAGCAGUAUCUCGAUCACAGGCUUAAUAAGGUGUGAAGGAAGGAGAGGAGGGGGCAGGGAGGUCUGAGGGUUCAUCCAGAUCGCUGUAGUUUCCAUCUAUCCCCAGCAAGUGCAAUUAAGCAGAAGGCAGCAGUUCUCUUUUUUUCUCCAAAACCUUGUUCCUUGCUUAUAGCCUGGUAAUCCCGGCCUGUGCUUCCAGCCUCGGGCUGCUUGCCGCCCAUGUUCUGCAGUACCUAAGUCUGAUGGCUCUCCCAUACUGACAAGUGUCUGCACUGGUCCGCAGAGAUUCUAGAGCUGAAUGUCCUCAUCUCACUUGGACACUCGUGGAGGCUGGGUUCAGAAUUUCACACAAGCAGCAACGAUUGCCGUUUAAUAUCUCCGGUAAAGAAAGGUGGAUGUCUCAAUCCCUUGCUCUUAGCAGAAUGAGUAUGUCAGAAGCAGUCAAGUCCAGAUUAAUGUUUCUUUGUCUCCAUUUUACCCUGUUCUCAAGUGCACGGUCCUUCUGUCUCUUUGUACUUACCGUCUGUACAGAUUCCAAUAUUUAAACAGCGGUUCCCUGUUCUUUGUGUUUUGUAUCUUAUCACAAUCAGGUAAAAGUCACUUUCUUUAAACUGAAGGAAAAGCAAAUUGUGUUUUAGAGCUGUUUGUAUUUCUCCCGUUUUUGACUUUGUAGAUUUGUAUAUAUGCACUAAUAAAAUCUUUUUACACUUCUGA
Molecule: messenger RNA, 4243 nt
Organism: Phascolarctos cinereus (koala)
Lineage: Eukaryota; Metazoa; Chordata; Mammalia; Diprotodontia; Phascolarctidae
Gene: FNBP4
Product: formin binding protein 4
Molecular function (GO): protein binding
Source: RefSeq, a predicted model, not a curated record